Molecule: messenger RNA, 849 nt
Organism: Exophiala xenobiotica
Lineage: Eukaryota; Fungi; Ascomycota; Eurotiomycetes; Chaetothyriales; Herpotrichiellaceae
Exons: 2
Coding region: 206-649 (147 amino acids)
Molecular function (GO): single-stranded DNA binding
Source: RefSeq, a predicted model, not a curated record
CGUGUCUGCGCUCGCUUCCUGCAGAUAGCAAACAGUACAGAAAAUACGUCGUCCCCCAUCCUACAGGACCUCAGUUGUCCAGAUCACAAACCACUGCCCUUCUGGAGUCUUUUCGAGUUUGCGCGCAACAAAUACAAACCUCAAUCAGAUCGCGCAUACCGGCAGGCCGCAUUCCCAGCCACUCUCACGAAUCCUCCUCAGCGCGAUGUCUUUCCUCCUAUCUACCACUAGACGUGCAGGCUUUACCGGCUCUACGCUUGCCAAUCGCACGUUUUCAACAACGCGACCAUCACAACUUGCGCGGAUGACACUGGUCGGUCGGCUAGGCGCAGAUCCAGAGCUAGUGGACGCGGGCAAAACCCAGCUCAUCAGAUAUGUGGUCGGAACGAGCUCAGGCCCCAAGGACAACAGACAGACAUCCUGGUUUCGUGUCGCCAGCUUUGCGCCAGAAGGUCCCCAGAGAGACUAUAUCCUGGGUCUGAGUAAAGGAACACUUGUCUAUCUGGAGGGCGAUGCGACGAUGCGUGUAUACGAGGAUGCGGAUGGCAAGAAACAGAGCGCAUUGAGCCUUGUGCAGACGAAAUUGGAUGUUUUGAAGAGACCAAAUCUCAAAGAAGAUAUCGGAGACGGAGGCAUCACUGGAGUAUGAAAGGUGCCGUUGGCAGGUACCUGGCACUAAAGGCCAUGAAAUGAUGUACAAAAUCAGUGUGAGGCGUUGCUUCGAAAGCUGAAGAUUGGGACCCCAUGUAAUUUCGCCACUCAUGAUCUUUCUUCCCACAGUACAGAAGUGGUUAUGGAGGAAUACCGGGUAUAGCGAUAAUAUCCUCACAAACUUGGAAAUGUCCACAA